UCAUCUCACAACCCGUCACAAGAAAACUCACUCGAUAUAUUCCAUAAAGCACAGCACACUGUGUUUUUUACUACAGCUAAAAUAAAUACUAAAACUAGAUUAAAAACAUGAUCAGUUUUUGGACCAUAACAAUCUAUUUCAAUCUAAACUUAAUAACAUUUGAACCAAAUGAAUUGAAUUCUUUUUAUUUAUUAUAACUGAUCCACUACACCGUGUAUAUGUUACAUUAAUGCUAUGUGUCUAAUCCACACCAAAAUUAGCUUUUUUUGCUGCCUUCACAAAUCCACUUUUUAAAAAUGUUUUUUUACCUUUUUCAAUAGGUUAAUAAAAAAUGUAUCUAAAUGUGUAAAAAUAUACGUUGUUGCCAUAAUGACUUGAGCAUAUAUUUUGUUCCAGUGUGUCAUCUGCAGAUCCUGAGAGAGGGUCAGUGUUUUAAAACGAUAUAAAACGAGAAGUUGGCUUUGAAUAUGUUAAACAUUGUUCAGGGUCAUAUCGUAGCACUAUUAAAUCUCACUACUUUACAUAUUCUGUGUUUUAGAGAAGGUUAAGUCAAGUCCAUUUGAAUUUGAUAGCAUUUUUCUCAAUUUCAUUGUUGCAAAGCAGCUUUACUGUACAUACGUUACAUUUAAAAAAGAAUAAGAGGAAUAGACGAAUAAAAAAAUACAAUUCAAUUACAUUACGUUUACGCAUUUGGCAGACGCUUUUAUCCAAAGCCACUUACAUUGCAUUCUACUCUACUUUUUUUAAAAGAACAAAAUAUAAGACAGUAUGUGGUAUUAAAACACCUGGUUUUCACCAUGCAAGGUGCAUUAAUGAAAUGCAACUGAAACAAAUACUACGCUGGAUUAGAAACUGUAAAUUGUUCAAUUGAAGUAUAUUAUUAUUCAAGCUUUUUAUAUGUCAGAUACACAGUUAUAUAGAGAACAUGAAGAGUUUUUGUGACAUUUUUCAAAAAUCAUGUUUUUCUUGCGUUAGUUAGCUGUAUUUUCGGAGUUAUUAUGGCUUAAAUCUAAACAAACCGACUGCAGUUUGAUAGAUAUGAAUUGGAAUGCACAAUAAAAAAACAUGAUUUUUGAAAAAAAAAUGAAAACGGAGUAUUCUCAUUUUAGAACCAAACCCCAUCUUCAUAAAUAACUGUGUAUGUGACAAAUAAAAAUGGAUCUUGGAUCUAUGAUUGGAAGGUAAAUUGACUCUCAAACUCAGACUCAUAGUCACGUCUUCUGUGUGCCGUGUUUCAUGCGAGUCAUGUGACAGUGAAGCAACCGUCAGCGCUCGACGUGUCUCAGAAGUUCAUUGCCCUUCCACUCUCUUCCGGUUGGCGUUUGUCCCGCUAGUAAGUCUGUGACAAUAGCGGUCAUAUAAGUGAAUACCUGCAGAGUCCUUGGAUGCUUGGUACAGCCUGGUGCAACGACUAUACGCUGGAGAUAACAUCACCUCACCUAAAAUACAUCUCGGCUACCUUAUCACCAUUGCUUGUUUAUCUGACACACGGAGUGGGUCAAGGUUCAGAAGUUCAACCCGCUGUGAGCUCGUUAUAAAUAGGAGCUCCUUUCAGAUACGGUGAGUGUCUCAGCGCUUCGGACCACACGUGUCGCGCACCGUCAUGGAUUCUGAAUGUCACUGCUGUGGCGACUACAGUAAAGGACAGUCGAACGCCAUCCUCUUCAACAUCCUCAGCCGCCCCGAACCGAGCGCGCCCAACUACGGCCGGGUUCCUCACGCCUGCCGCUGCGACACGCGCAGGAAAGUGUGUUUGAGAACGCCCGACGACACGUGCCGGGUGGCGUCGAGCGUGCUGGUCAAGACCAUGCACUUCAUGAGGAGUUUGCCUGCGUUUCAACAGCUGCCGCCCAAAGACCAGCUGUCUCUGCUGCAGAACUGCUGGACGCCACUCUUCAUUCUGGGUCUGGCUCAGGACGGGGUCCGCUUCGCCAUCCACGACGCUCCAGCAGCCAGCAUGCUGAAACAGAUUCUCCUCAACCGCCCGGAGACGGACAGGUCGGAGCGCGAGCAGCCCACCCUGGGCGGCGUGCAAACUCUUAAAGCGUGUCUGAAGAAGUUCAGGAGUCUGGAUUUGAGCCCUAAGGAGUACGCUUACUUAAAAGGCACCAUCAUAUUCAACCCUGAUGUGCCGGGUCUGAAGGCGUCUCUGUUUGUGGAGGGUCUGCAGUAUGAAGCUCAACAGGCUCUGAAGGAGGUCUUGGUUCCUCCUCAUCCAGAAGACACGGGCCGAUUCGCCCGCAUCCUCCUAGCCGCGUCCACGCUGAAGGUCAUCACACCCGCGCUCGUCACAGAACUGUUCUUCAGGCCCGUCAUCGGUCAGGCGGAACUUCUGGAUCUCUUGAUGGAUAUGCUGUUCACCAGGUAGUGACCUUCAACAGAACAUUCAGCACCUUGCGAAGGGGUUACAUCUGAAAUAUGAUUCCAGAAGUUACAGGUUCCGUCAUUGUUUACACACUUGAAUGAAAUCACUGCAUCUUUCUGACGCGCCGUAUAGGUCACAAGUGUGUGAUUUAUUUCUUUGUGUUGUUGUUUUUGCUGGCUGUGUUAGAAGCACACUUGUUGUUCUUUAAGUACAGGAUGGAGUUUUUCUUGUAGAUGAAUACCUCUGUAUGUGCUGGAGCUGUGUAUUAUGUCUCUGUGAGAAAUCAACAUAUCAAUGUUUUUUGUAUGUUCAUCAUUAUUAAACCUAUUUUUACACUAGUUUUGGUGUGUUUGGUUUUGCGUUCAUGUCAUG
Messenger RNA from Triplophysa rosa, 2737 nucleotides. RefSeq names its product nuclear receptor subfamily 0 group B member 2-like. Gene Ontology annotation, biological process: circadian rhythm; negative regulation of transcription by RNA polymerase II. Gene Ontology annotation, cellular component: nucleus; cytoplasm. Lineage: Eukaryota; Metazoa; Chordata; Actinopteri; Cypriniformes; Nemacheilidae. Gene Ontology annotation, molecular function: transcription corepressor activity; transcription factor binding. The coding region runs from base 1604 to 2368 and encodes 254 amino acids. The record is from RefSeq and is a predicted model, not a curated record. The transcript has 2 exons.